AGAGAGAGAGAGAGAGAGAGAGAGAGAGAGAGAGAGAGAGAGCGUUUGAACGCAAAGAAAGAAGCGAAUGGAGGGGGCAAUAAAAGCUAAGAGUCGUCCUAGCCUGUUGGACCCUUUGUCGUCCCCCCAUGGCCUUUAUCUUAAGGUAAGCAAUGAAAGGUUAUAGAAAGGACGAGAAAACACAGAGAAGCUUCAACGUCUCGGUCACUCUGCUUUUAUCCAAACACAACCACAAAUGCUGCUACGGAACUCUAUAGCGAAGACGAAGAGGUUCUUCCAAAGAACCGUCGAAAGCUUUAAGUCUUUACUAUCCGGUGGCUACGAGAAGCUACCCAAGACCCCAACCUGCAACACCUGUUCUUGUACCGGUGGUGUCAAUGUCCAUUCCCAUCGAAGCUUUGGAGAGAUGGACAAUUUUUAUGGAGAUUUCGUGGCCAACCGAUGGGAUUCCUCCGAUCCAGAAAGAGGUAAACAACAACCCAUUGGGCAGGAGGAAAUCUACGGAGGAAGCUUUUUGAAGUUUGAAAAACAGAGUCCGGUGAAGAUCAGGAAUGAAGAGAGAAGAAGAGAAACUGGGAAAGAAAUCAGGAGAGUCGAUAGCCGGAAAAGCCAUGGAGGAGGUGGAGGAGAGAUGGGUUUUCAGAGUCUCAGUGAGAGUAAUGUGAAGGAAGGAGAGGGUUAUUUGGUGGUGGUUCAGAAGCUUAAGGAGUUGGAGAUGAUGGACGCGAGCGACAUAGAACAUGUGUUGGACAUUGAAGAGGUUAUCCAUUACUAUUCCCGGCUCACUUGCCCUGCCUACCUCGAUAUCGUCAACAGGUUCUUCAUGGAAAUGUACUCUGAUUUCUUCCUUCCUCACCCACCUUCCUCUUCGUCCUCCUCCGUCAAUAACCACCACUCCCGGCGGCCCAAAUUCUGAUGUCGCCCCGCCCCCCCUUGAUUUCUUGAAUGCCAAAUGCUAAUUUCAUUUCUGUGUGUUAUUUUUUAUCUCUGUUUACUUAUUUGUGAAGGGAUUUUUGUUUCCCAGAAACCAGAUUUGGUUUAUUUAUGAAGGGAUUUGUUCAUCUUUGUUCUUGUUUUUUGUUUUUUUUGGAAGAUCUGUCGGAGGGAAGGGUCAGAGGUAUAUGCGGCUCGCACCACUUACAGGAAGGGACCAUGAAUGUAGCUUUUUGUGUCUUCUGGUUUUGUGACUGUAAGGCUGGAAAUUGUAUUUGAUGAUUGGCUUUAUCCUUCAGAAUUCCGUAACACCAAUCUUCAUAA
Messenger RNA from Macadamia integrifolia, 1257 nucleotides. RefSeq lists its product as uncharacterized. The transcript has a single exon. NCBI's taxonomy places the organism in Eukaryota, Viridiplantae, Streptophyta, Magnoliopsida, Proteales, Proteaceae. The coding region runs from base 236 to 916 and encodes 226 amino acids. The record is from RefSeq and is a predicted model, not a curated record.